UCCAUGAUUAGAGGUUGUAGAUGACAUGUAAGCAGCUCGUGAGUUAUCUCCAUCUCUCUAUAAAUCUCCAUGACCAUCUCUCAAACUACUUCGUCAUUUAGAUCCCUAAAUUGCAACACUAGAUUCUCUCAAACAAAAUGGCAGCUUUGGCUCUUUCAUGUCCCUCUAAUUCCUUGUACAGAUCUUCCUUCGCCCCAAUCCCUGCCAAAUCAACAGUGGCCGCUGCUCCUCGACUCAGGGUCUCUGCCUCGGCCACGGACACGAUGUACGACCUUCUCUCCGUGUCGCGGACCGCCGGGCCAAGCGAGAUCCGCGCGGCGUACCGACGGGUGGCCCUGCGGUGGCACCCGGACGCGUGCCGCUCCGCCGGGGAGGAGCGCCGCUACGCGGAGCGCUUCAUGGAGGCGCGAGAGGCCUACGAGGUGCUGUGCGACCCCGUCCGCCGCCGCGAUUACGACCUCGCCCUCUCCGGCGACCGCUGGGCUGCCGCCGUCGGCGCCGGCCCGGCCUUCCGCGAGGGGCGCCAUCGCCGGCGAGGAGGCGCCGCGGUGUCGUUUGGGAACUGGGAAACGCAGCUGGACGGGCUCCGGCGGCGGUCGGCAGUGGGGGAAGCCGGCGAGGAGGAGGAAACGUGGGGCGGCCGCGUGCGCCGGGCCCGCGGCGCCGCCGUCUAAUGGAUCGAGCCUUUUGGCGGCGUUUGGCAUCGAUUGGACGGCUCCGAUCGGGUGACUCCUGAAUCGAUUCGCUGGCGGCGGCUCGAUGGAAGGAACGACCUAUCUUCGAAUCGACAAACAAGAUCUCGAAAUAUUCAAUAGAUUCAAGAAUGACGGCGAAAGGAUGGGAUCAAGAUCACGAAUCUUGCGUUGGAUAUGUGAAUGAAAAUAAAGGUGGAUGGGAAUAGCUUGUGUAUGAAGAUCACAAAUGUAUAGACAGAAAUUAAAUUCUCUCUUACACGUCGAUGCUGGAUUUUACUGAA
Molecule: messenger RNA, 976 nt
Organism: Zingiber officinale
Lineage: Eukaryota; Viridiplantae; Streptophyta; Magnoliopsida; Zingiberales; Zingiberaceae
Product: chaperone protein dnaJ 20, chloroplastic-like
Exons: 1
Coding region: 138-674 (178 amino acids)
Cellular component (GO): chloroplast
Source: RefSeq, a predicted model, not a curated record